Asparagus officinalis (garden asparagus) is the source of this 1606-nucleotide messenger RNA. Its product is annotated as probable inactive tRNA-specific adenosine deaminase-like protein 3. Lineage: Eukaryota; Viridiplantae; Streptophyta; Magnoliopsida; Asparagales; Asparagaceae. The transcript has 10 exons. The record is from RefSeq and is a predicted model, not a curated record. Gene Ontology annotation, cellular component: nucleus; cytoplasm. The coding region runs from base 150 to 1391 and encodes 413 amino acids. Gene Ontology annotation, molecular function: tRNA-specific adenosine-34 deaminase activity.
CAAGACCCCGUCACCGCCCCAAACCCUAACUCACGCCAACCCUAGUCUCACCCCGCUCUCUCUCUCUCUCUCUCUCUCUCUCUCUCUCUUUCUCAGAAUCUGGUGGAUUAUUUGAAUGCUACUCUUCAGAUUGCACUUUAGUGCAAAAGAUGAAGUGGGAGAUCCUUCACAUUCCAGGAAAGCAGCCAUCUACACUUGAACAAUCCACUGUUGACGUGUUAGCUUCUACAAUUGAGCCCAAGCUUGCAAACAUUCUUGUCAGGAAGUUGAAUCAGAUAUACCCGUUAGAAGAUAUACGGCAUGUAAAACGGGUAAGGAGGAGGUCCGUUGAAGGAAACAUUGAGUUAUCCGUGAUAUUAUGUCUUUCUGGUGGAUGUGAUAAUCACAUGGAGGGCCUCUCCGAGGAUCUCCUUCAUCUUAUAAAUGUCUACCAGCUGAAACCUUUCAAAGCUAAAUUUUUUCAGGUUGCUAAAUUUGCCGCUACCUCCAAAGAAGAAUGGGAGGAACAAUGCAAACUGUGGCCAACAUCAUAUCAUCCGCCGAACAACCCUGAUGAUAUUGUUGGGUUUAGCGAAGAAGACUCAGAGAUGACUUUCAACUUCAUGAAGAUUGCAAUUAAAUUAACAAAGUUCAGUUGUCCUGUUGGUAAGAUAGUAAAUGCAGCUGUCAUUGUUGAUCCUUUAAGUAGGGAGAUCAUCGCUACUGCCAGUGAUGAAACAUGUCAGAGGCCAAGUUCUAUUUUCAGUGAACCAUUGGCAACUCAUAGCUCCCCUCAGUCCAAUACAAAUGGAUCAAUAGACUGCAAUGGAGGUUCUGCACAAAAGCUAUCACCUGAUCAAUACAGCCAAUCUUAUACUCAAGUUUCUUGUUUAUACCCAUGGGGAUGGAUGGCACACAGACCAGAUAAUGAGAACUCAACAAAUUACGGUUGGCAUCCUUUAAGACAUGCUGCUUUAGUUGCUAUUGAAAAGGCUGCUGCAAGGGAUAGACAUCGAUUUCCAAGUUCAGCAUCUUCAAAAGACGCAUUUCUUGCAAAUGACAGUUUGCAAGACCCUUCCGGUAGUUCUCCGGCAAAACGACAGAAGACCAACAAUUUAGAAUAUGAAGAUAUCAUAGUCCAAAGCGAUCAUGCUAAUGGUGCGCCUUCAGAAUCAUUACGGCCUUAUCUGUGCACCGGUUUUGAUAUGUACCUUGUAUGGGAGCCGUGCGCUAUGUGUGCAAUGGGACUUGUUCAUCAGAGGAUAAGGCGAAUUUUCUACGCAUUCCCCAAUCCAAACACUGGUGCCCUUGGUAGCGUCUAUAGAUUGCAAGGAGAAAAGAGUUUGAAUCAUCAUUACUCUGUUUACAGGGUUUUGCUACCUGAGACAGUCCUUCAUGAGGUAGAACACUAGGGUUCCAAUAAUCAUAAUUGACCGGGUUUAUAAUUCUGUUGAGUACUAUUGGUUCUUUUGGUGUAAAAUUGAAAUUGAAAGUUAUAUUUUCUUUAGGAUGGGUAUUUAAUAACCGUAAAUUAUAGCGGGUUCAUUGACAUUGUUUAACCUGAAAUUUAAUGUAUUAGAUAUUGAUCCAAAUCCAUUAAGAGGAGAAACAGGUAGCGUUUCUGUUA